CCCCCAUUCAAACGAACCAUCAUUUCUCAUCAAAACACACUUUUCAGCAUCCUCUCCUUGUAACAAAGUCUCACACGUAUAUACAUACUCAUCUAUAUAUAUAUAUAUAUAAAUAUAUAUUAUAUAUGGCUCCUGCAACUACAACCAUGGCUUACCCCACCACACUCACCGCUCUAGCAGGGGACAAAACUCUCCAAACCAAGUUCGUUCGGGACGAAGAUGAGCGACCCAAAGUCCCUUACAACCAAUUCAGCAAUGAGAUUCCGGUCAUAUCCCUCGCCGGAAUCGACGACGACGGAGAGAACGGCAAAAGAUCAGAGAUUCGCAGGAAAAUCGUGGAGGCCUGCGAACAAUGGGGAGUCUUUCAGGUGGUUGAUCACGGCGUCGACACCACACUCAUCGCCGAGAUGACUCGUCUCGCUCACGAAUUCUUCGCUCUUCCCCCCGAAGAAAAGCUCCGUUUCGACAUGUCCGGCGGCAAGAAAGGCGGCUUCAUCGUCUCUAGCCACUUACAAGGAGAAACAGUACAAGAUUGGCGUGAGAUAGUGACAUAUUUCUCGCAGCCGCGGCGGUUGAGGGACUACUCGCGGUGGCCGGACAAGCCGGCGGGAUGGAUUGCUGCGACGGAGCGAUACAGCGAGAGAUUGAUGGAGCUGGGUUGCAAGCUGCUGGAGUUGUUGUCGGAGGCGAUGGGGUUGGAGAAGGAGGCGUUGAGCAAGGCUUGUGUGGAGAUGGACCAAAAAGUGGUGGUGAAUUACUAUCCGAAAUGCCCUCAACCGGACCUGACUCUAGGGCUGAAGCGGCACACUGACCCGGGCACCAUAACCCUUCUGCUACAGGACCAGGUCGGCGGACUCCAGGCCACUCGCGACGACGGCAACACCUGGAUCACCGUUCAACCUGUUGAAGGAGCUUUCGUUGUCAAUCUUGGCGAUCAUGGCCAUUAUCUGAGCAAUGGAAGGUUCAAGAAUGCGGAUCAUCAGGCGGUGGUGAACUCAAACUAUAGCCGACUAUCGAUAGCGACAUUCCAAAACCCUGCGCCGGAAGCGGUGGUGUAUCCACUGAAAGUGAGAGAAGGAGAGAAGGCAAUGCUGGAUGAGCCUAUGACGUUCAUGGAGAUGUAUAGGAGGAAGAUGAGCAAGGAUCUUGAGCUUGCUAAGCUCAAAAAGUUGGCUAAGGAGAAGGAGUCUCACCUUUCGCAACUUGAAUCCAAGGCCAUUGAUAAGCUGCUAGCUUAAUUGAACAUAUUUAUAUAUCUAUAUUUAUAAAUUUAUGUGUUGUCUUAAUUAAUUGUUGAAGUUGAUCCUGAAUUUUACAAGUUUUACUUGAAAGUAUGUAAUGCAUUUUAAAUUUUGAAGCUUACAAAGUACUUAUGAAGUUAUUAACAGGGUAGGUAAUCAUUUGUUACCCUGUAUUUUUGCAAA
Molecule: messenger RNA, 1424 nt
Organism: Humulus lupulus (European hop)
Lineage: Eukaryota; Viridiplantae; Streptophyta; Magnoliopsida; Rosales; Cannabaceae
Product: naringenin,2-oxoglutarate 3-dioxygenase-like
Exons: 3
Coding region: 126-1238 (370 amino acids)
Source: RefSeq, a predicted model, not a curated record